UGUUAGAUGAGAUAAAGCUUACAGAGUUUAGAUUUUGGGCUGCCGGGUGCGAUAAGUAAUAAUGAGUUACAGGCUACAUUAAGAUAUAUCAAGGUUGGAGACCAAAGUUGAGAGGCUAAAGUCGGUAGUACAAGUUAAAGAUAGGGAGAUUGCAACAGUUACACGAAUAGAAGCCAAAGGUAAGGCUGCUUUUAAAGCUCAAAUUGACAAGCUACAGUAGGAAAAUGUUGAACUCCAGAGAAGGGUUAUUGGCAAUCAGCAAGUAAGAACUCAACAAAUACAUGAGAUGAAGAAGAAAGAAAAGGAGUACAUCAAAUUGCAGGCUACAUUAAGAUAUAGCAAGGUUGGAGACCAAAGUUGAGAGGCUAAAGUCGGUAGUACAAGUUAAAGAUAGGGAGAUUGCAACAGUUACACGAAUAGAAGCCAAAGGUAAGGCUGCUUUUAAAGCUCAAAUUGACAAGCUACAGUAGGAAAAUGUUGAACUCCAGAGAAGGGUUAUUGGCAAUCAGCAAGUAGGAACUCAACAAAUACCUGAGGUGAAGAAGAAAGAAAAGGAGUACAUCAAAUUAAAGAGGGGUGACGACGUGGAACUUGGAAUGGCAAGAAAACUGAUAACGAUUUCUAUAAAAGGAUAGUGGAUGCUUAUGAAGUUAAAAAUCAAGAAUUGACGUCAGAGAAUGCUUAUUUAAAGACAUUGACCAGUAAAUGCAGAUGAUGGAUACGACACUGCCAACGGAGAGGAGUGGGGAAGAAAUGGAGAGGUCCGGUGAAAACAAAGCUGAAAUCGGAAAGGAGUGGAGAAGCGUUCACCAGAGUUGAAGUCGAAACUAAAACAGAGACCCGUGGAGAAGAAAUGGAGAGGUUCGGUAAAAAAUUUGAAAUCAGAAAAGAGUGGAGAGUCGUGGAGAAGAAAUGGAUGGAAGUGGAGAAGAAAUGGAUGGAAGAGAAGAGACGUUCACUAGAGGCACCAAGUUGAAGGAACUGUAUAAGCGAAUGAGUUCAAAAGCGGGAGGCCACUUCAAAACCAAUCGCAUCGAAGAAAAAUGGAGGGAAACCGAGGAAGCUUGGAGAGAAUUGAAGUAAUGAGAAAAAUCACAGAGCUAACGAGAUCUAUGAUCGUCGAACUGAGCAAUGGAAGCUCCAGGAUGAUCGCCAUCGAUCGAUUCAAAAGUUACUGCUCCAAUUCCCUUGAAAACUGUUGUUGUAGGUUCAAUUUAUCUGAAGGGAAGGAUGUUCUAACACUUCAAAGGGAAAGCCACGUCCGUAGACUAGAUGUCUUGCUUAGAGUUCUACUCAUAAUUCAGCAGCUUCUGGGAGAAAAUAGACAUAGCUCAAAGAGAGAUAUAUAUUAUAUGCAUCCCUCUAUAUUUACAGAUCAGUCAGUUGUUGACCGGGCAAUCAACGACAUCUGCAUUCUUUUGCAAUGUAGCCGGCAUAAUCUGAAUGUGGUUUCUGUUGGUAAUGGGUUGGUGAUGGGUUGGUUGAGAUUCUCAGAAGCUGGCAGAAGAUUUGAUUGCUUGAAGAAGCCUAACAGUGCCCACUUUAUUCCUGUUCAAGUUGAAGAAGUUAUAGGUACGCUGUCUUCCUGAUACUAGAUAUAUAAUGUUAGAAUUAAUGGGCUUUAAGCCCAAGGAAAGAUUAACCCUAAUAUUCUCUUCUUUUUUA
Cucumis sativus (cucumber) is the source of this 1665-nucleotide messenger RNA. Its product is annotated as meiotic recombination protein SPO11-1-like. The record is from RefSeq and is a predicted model, not a curated record. Lineage: Eukaryota; Viridiplantae; Streptophyta; Magnoliopsida; Cucurbitales; Cucurbitaceae. Gene Ontology annotation, biological process: meiotic DNA double-strand break formation; meiotic DNA double-strand break processing; reciprocal meiotic recombination. Gene Ontology annotation, cellular component: nuclear chromosome. The transcript has 18 exons. The coding region runs from base 1044 to 1589 and encodes 181 amino acids. Gene Ontology annotation, molecular function: DNA topoisomerase type II (double strand cut, ATP-hydrolyzing) activity; DNA binding; ATP binding.